AUGUCGAGCGCCUCGAGAAACACCCCCAGCCGCAACCAGGGGCGUGGAUCUGCUGCCCCCUACGGACCUGCCAGUCCCGCCAAUUCCGGCAUCCCGAGACCCGUCCUCGACAACCACCUGUCGCAACCCCCUCCGCCCGAUGCUGCCGCCGGCAUCAGCGCGAGCAGGCAGAAGCAGAGCAAGCGGGAUGAGGCUAUUCGUCGUAAGCUGGAGAGCGACCUCUCCAAGAAGAAGCACCUCACGAGCCGAGCCCGACACUCGCGUAAGGCACCCCCGGGAACCGUCCUCGCCCUGAAGCCGAGCCCUGCCCUUCAGAUCAAGCCCGGCACGACGGUUGCCGAGGCAGCCCAGCUGAUGGCCGCUAAGCGAGAGGAUUGCGUGUUGGUAACCGAUGACGACGACCGGAUUGCCGGCAUUUUCACUGCCAAAGAUCUCGCGUUUCGGGUGGUCGGCGCUGGCCAGAAGGCCAACAAUAUCACCAUCGCCGAAAUCAUGACCAAGAACCCGUUGUGCGCCCGCACCGACACCAGCGCCACCGAUGCCUUGGAUCUCAUGGUUCGCAAGGGGUUCCGGCAUCUACCCGUCAUGGACGAGAACCAGGACAUCUCUGGGAUUCUCGACAUCACCAAGUGCUUUUACGAUGCCAUGGAAAAGUUGGAACGGGCUUAUGCAUCCUCGACUAAGCUUUAUGCCGCCUUGGAAGGUGUCCAGUCAGAGCUUGGUGCGAGCCAACCUCAGCAGAUCAUCCAAUAUGUCGAGGCCCUCCGCUCCAAGAUGUCUGGCCCGACUUUAGAGAGCGUCCUUAACGGCUUGCCGCCUACGACCGUGAGUGUCAGGACGACCGUGAAGGAGGCUGCGAUGAUGAUGAAGGAGAACCACACUACCGCCGUAUUAGUCCAGGACCAAGGCCAGAUUACGGGUAUCUUCACGAGCAAGGAUGUCGUCCUGCGCGUCAUCGCUCCGGGCCUGGAUCCCGCCACGUGCAGCGUCGUGCGCGUUAUGACGCCACACCCCGACUUUGCCCCCAUGGAUAUGAGCAUCCAGGCCGCUCUGCGCAAAAUGCAUGAUGGCCACUACCUCAACCUCCCGGUCAUGAAUGACCAGGGCGAAAUUGUUGGCAUGGUUGAUGUGCUGAAGCUGACUUAUGCGACACUCGAACAGAUCAACACCAUGUCUACCUCCGCUGAUAACGAGGGCCCUGCAUGGAACAAGUUCUGGCUCUCGCUCGACAACGAGACCGAGUCCAUGGUCUCGGGUGACGGUAGCCACCAUCACGGCACUAUCGCGACCCGCUCCAUCAUAUCCCCCGACGCCGGCCGUGAACGUCUUAAUGAUACCGUCGCGCCCGGAGAUAGUGCCUCGCACGUGGGUAUCGAGUCGUCGCCGAUACACUCUGCCGUGGCCCCGCACUCGCCGGCCGAGGUGCCUUUCGCGUUCAAGUUUAAGGCGCCGAGCGGCCGCGUGCACCGAUUUCAGGUCAUUGCCAACCGCGGUAUCGCUGAAUUCGUUACCAACAUCGUAGGUAAGCUCGGUGCCGAGGUAGAAGCUAUUGGAGGCGCGCCCGAUGUGGACGAAGACGGCAAGGUGAUCCCGGGGGGGUUUGCCAUGAGCUACCUGGACGACGAAGGGGACACGGUAAGCAUCACAACCGACCAGGACCUCCUCGAGGCGAUCCUGCUAGCGCGGCACCACCACCUCGAGAAGGUUGACCUCUUCGUCCACGACCCCGACAAGCCCCCCGUCACCACUUCCCAGCCCGAGAUUACGGUUCACACACCUGCACACAGCACCGCCCCUUCAGAUUUGCGCCGCAGGCGGGGUACGGUAGACGACGACGACGAAGACAGCGAGGAAGAGGACUUCUCGGCUGUCCGGCGUCGUAGGAAGACCAAUUCGUUCGCCGAGCCCGAGCAAUUCAUCGCCGGUGUCCCCAAUGAGCUGUUGCUUCCCGGCGCCAUCGUCACCCUCGCGGUCGUCAUCAUCGGCGGAGGUGCGCGUGUUCCGUCACUCGAAGUCUUUCCGGGGUUGAUUGAUGGAAGAGAGGAAGAGAGGAAGAGGGGGUUUGGCAAGCGGCCAAGGGGAACCCCUCCAUUACUAACAAGAAACCAGCCAGCCAGUCUGAGUGUCCGCCAAGUCCGGGCAUUGGCGGCACCCUUGCGCCAAACCCGCCUCCGCACAAUGUCGACACAGCCAACAUCGCCGACAGGCGCAACCGGUCUCGCAGCACCGACUCCGCCCCCCCCGAGUGCGCAAGCGCAGCCGCCGUCUAUCUUCGAAGCCCAUGCAAAAGCCGCCACGCGGCGGCCUAAGCCCAAGGAGGAGGAUAAGACGGUCGAGAAUUACUACCUGGCUAAGGAGCUGAAGAAAAAGAUCAGUAGGGUGGGCGCGAAGGUCGAGCGGACGUACAGGCCGGCCGACGUCUUUAUAAAUCCUCCCGGGCCGAAGGAUGUCACGCUAGAGCUUCUCAUGGCGUCCCAGGCGCACAUGGGUCACCACGCCUCGCUGUGGAACCCGGCGAAUGCGCGAUACAUAUUCGGUAUUCGUCAGGGAAUCCACAUCAUAUCGCUGGAAGAGACGGCGGCGCACCUGCGGCGGGCGGCGCGAGUGGUAGAAGAGGUCGCGUACCGAGCGGGGCUGAUCCUGUUCGUGGGCAACCGGCCGGGGCAGACGCAGAUCGUGACGCAGGCGGCACGGCUGGCGAAGGGGUGCCACCUGUUCACGAAGUGGACGCCGGGGGCGAUCACGAACAGCGACGUGAUUCUGGCCGGUAUGCCGCUGCGGAUCAUCGACGAGCACGACCAGCCCCUCGAAGGGUUCGAUCGCCACAUCAAUGACCGCCGUCCCCUGAUCCCCGACCUCGUCGUCUGCCUCAACCCCAUGGAGAACUACGUGCUCCUGCACGAGUGCGCCCUCGUCAACGUGCCGACCAUCGGCGUCAUAGACACCAACGCCGAGCCCUCGUGGGUGACGUACGUCAUUCCGGCCAACGACGACAGUCUGCGAUGCCUAGCCGUCAUCGCUAGCGUGCUCGGGCGGGCCGGCGAGAAGGGCCACAGCCGCCGGCUACAAGACGCGCAGAGUGGCUUCGUGGCCUGGCAGACGCCGAUGGACAUCAGGGCGUUUAUGCGCAACGAGCUGGCCGGGGUCGCGAACGAAGAAGCGAAGGAGGCCGAGGCGAGAGAGGUCGCGGCCAGAGACGCCGCGGCCUGGCGCGAAUUUAGCGAGGCCAACGAGGCACGGGGUGCGACAGAGGGGGGUACGGACAAGAUCCGAUUUGUAUAG
Durotheca rogersii is the source of this 3282-nucleotide messenger RNA. RefSeq lists its product as uncharacterized. Gene Ontology annotation, cellular component: ribosome; small ribosomal subunit. Gene Ontology annotation, biological process: translation. Lineage: Eukaryota; Fungi; Ascomycota; Sordariomycetes; Xylariales; Xylariaceae. Gene Ontology annotation, molecular function: protein binding; structural constituent of ribosome. The transcript is spliced from 8 exons. The coding region runs from base 1 to 3282 and encodes 1093 amino acids. The record is from RefSeq and is a predicted model, not a curated record.